AUGACCACUGCAGCGGCUGAACAAAAGAAGAUCAUCGAGCAACUGAUGGGCAAGGGCUCGCUAUCGUCGCAUCGUAACACUUACCGAGGCGAAAUGAAGCUAGAAGACCCCAGGAUAUGCAAGCCGUUUUUGGUCGGCGAGUGUUUAUAUGAUUUGUUCAAAGGUACCAAGCAGAGUCUUGGCAAGUGCCCCAAGAUGCAUUUGGCAAAACACAAGAUCCAAUACGAACGGGAUGUGAAGAACGGGGAAGAGUUCCUGGAUUUCGAGCGCGAGUACUACUCGAUCCUGUUGAAAUUUGUGAACGAUUGCAACGGGCAGGUUGCCAUUGCCCUGAAGAAACUGGAACACACACCAGAGGAAAGGGAAAGAAUCCAGCGGGUAACGGGUGAACUGGAAGUGUCGGACUCGCAGAUAGGGCUCAUGCUGCAGGAAAUAGAGGUGUUACUACAGAACAAUGAGCUCACGAAGGCCAUGGCGCAGUCCGUGAAGGUCCAGCAACUCCAGAAACAUCGUCAAGAGGUAGCAAAGCGCGUACGGGAUAUCGCCGAAAAUGUGGGCCAAAGUGCCCAACAGAAGCUACAGGUGUGUGAAAUCUGCGGCGCUUAUCUUUCAAGACUCGAUACCGACCGCAGACUUGCCGAUCAUUUCAUUGGCAAGAUACAUUUGGGCUACGUUACGAUACGACAAGAAUUUGAGCGCAUGAAACAGCGCUUCAAGAAUCGUGGCGAGGACGUGAGCGCAAUAAGCAGCCGCAGGCCGGCUUCAACGUACCAGGGACCGCCUCGCACCACCGCAAACUACAGAUCUUCCUAUCAGCCACGCUACAAGCCACGCACAUACCGCGCUCAUUGA
This is a messenger RNA of Lachancea sp. 'fantastica', 852 nucleotides long. Lineage: Eukaryota; Fungi; Ascomycota; Saccharomycetes; Saccharomycetales; Saccharomycetaceae. The record is from the annotation of a GenBank genome assembly.